Messenger RNA from Vespa velutina, 1399 nucleotides. RefSeq lists its product as uncharacterized. Gene Ontology annotation, molecular function: peptidyl-tRNA hydrolase activity. The record is from RefSeq and is a predicted model, not a curated record. NCBI's taxonomy places the organism in Eukaryota, Metazoa, Arthropoda, Insecta, Hymenoptera, Vespidae. The transcript has 5 exons. The coding region runs from base 635 to 1207 and encodes 190 amino acids.
CAGUUCUAUUUCUAUCGCGAAGCUGUGAAAUAAUGUUUUUUCUCCAAUUAUUGUCAUUUCUGGAGAUACAUGAUUGUUCCAAUUCGUGAGUUGCCAUUUUUCUUUGAAUAUACACGUUGAUUCAAUCUUGAUCAAUUCCGUUUUUUUAAAACUUCGAUAAUGAUAAACUGAUAAAAAAAGUAUGAAAAAUAUUUUGACAAUCCUCACUCCAUAACGCAUGUAAUUUUUUCACAAAAAAAUGUCAACCGUGCACUGUAAAAUUGUAUGUAAACACUCAAACACCGUAAACAUUUAAAUAACUCAUAACAAUGUUAUGACAUUUCAAUUAUGUCCUGAAAAGAUUUUAAUUACGAAAACAACUACCCUAACCUAAGAUACCAAACACUACACAUCUACUCUGAACUUUGAUGCAUAUCGAGGGAUACGAUGCAAGCGCACUUCGACGAGAAGUUGAUCUAUCGAAUUAUCAGUUGCACGUGCCUGCAAGCUUAAGCCCUUUGUAAAUCUUUCGAAAUAGUUUGCGAUGGCGUAGUAAAACGUUACUUAGGCGUAGAAGCGUACUUCAAUCACUUAAGACACGAACUAAUAAAUAGUACUUGUUAAACUCAUAUGAACAGAAUUAAAAAUCACAGAGAUGCCAAGAAAAAUAGUCGCAAAACAAUGUUCGAGCCAAGAAUCUUUGGCUUUGAUACAUCAAUGUGAAGGUCAUUCUAACCGAGAAUGUAUACGAAAUGACAAUUCAAAAAUUGUUAUGCGAAGGAGGAAGAUAUAUGAGGUAUCUAAUAGGAGGAAAAUUCUUUUUAAGUCAAAACGUAGCAAAAUUCAAAAACUAUCUCAUUGCAAUAAAAUUGGACCAUUAGAAUAUGUUUUUUAUUCUAUCCUGAAUACAAGUUAUAAUAUGGAUCAAGGAACUGCCACAGCUGCGAUAGCACGUGGUUUAAUAGCAUUGAAUAAAAGAUUAGAUUCCAAUAGCAUAACAAGCUAUUAUUUAGAUAAAUGGUCGCAAUCUGGAGAGAACAUAAUAAUUUUGGAAGGCGUCAAUAAUAAACAUUUAAAAUAUCUUUACAAAGAAGCUAAAUAUUCUGCAAUUGAUUUGCACUUUUUACAUCAAUGGUGGUCAAAUGGAAGAGACAUCAUAGUCUUAACAGUAUUUGGACUACAGGAAAAUCUACAAGAAAUUUUUGAAGGAUUAUUACCUUUACGGUAAAAUAAGAGUUAUUGAUUAGCAAUACAUACGGAUGUAUGCAUUUGUACAAAUAUUUUUUAUUUGUACUUUACAAUGAGAUGUACAUGUUAUAUUUUUUAUAAUGCACUUAUUAGAAACCUAUUGUAAUAACUCAAAAACAAAACUUUUUUGAGUUAAUACAUGAAAAUAUUAAUAGUGCAAGAAUUGAAAGUA